Messenger RNA from Nerophis lumbriciformis (worm pipefish), 6805 nucleotides. RefSeq lists its product as uncharacterized. NCBI's taxonomy places the organism in Eukaryota, Metazoa, Chordata, Actinopteri, Syngnathiformes, Syngnathidae. The record is from RefSeq and is a predicted model, not a curated record.
UUGACCAGUUGGGCUCUUGGCAUUGACAUAUACGCUUUGUGUUCACACUGUAAUUGUGAAUUUCACACUCGUGUGUUGAAGAUGUGCUGUCUCGCCAAUCUGGAUCGCGAAGAGGACUUGAACCGGUUCAAGUAGAAUGCCAAUAAGUGACACAAGACAUUUGGAGCUGACAGUUGGAGGAGAAACACUCAGGGAAGCACAAGUUACAACUACAAGAUCGGAGAAUGGGCUUGAAAAUCUACGUCUACAGCUCUGUUGCUGCCGAGCAGUCACGCAGGAGGGAACACCCUCAGCACAAGUAAUUACUGCAGACAGACAAAGACAAGUGGUGGACCACAGCAGUGGACCCAGAUAUACCCCCUGUGUCCUGUUAAGACUCUCUAACAACCUGGACCUGAACAAAUCCGAGCUCAGACUCAAGAGAAAGAAAGACUUGUGUCUACAUGGUUCAGAUGAGUCACAAAGGAGGAAUACUUUUGGCUGCAGCUCUCAGGUGAUUGGGCCAACUCCACUGCCAGACACCUCAAGAAAUGUAACCAGGGAUUUUCCAUUACCAGAGAAAAAAACAUUUCUGGUCAAACAAGACCAAGAGAUUCUUGUAGUUUGCCAUGAAGCCAGAAGUAUAUGUCAAUUGCAGCAAAGAUUGAGUGGUUACUCUGAGUUAGAGCAAACAUUAAAGGACCAAGGUAAUGUUGAAGAGCAGUCUGACCCCAGUGGAGCCAUGUUGUCUUCUGCUAUGGUGACUGUUCUGGCUCCAAAUUGGACUGGCCGACUUCGACGGUCCAAGAGAUUCGAGUCAACUGGGAGUUUAGAAACCCUGGCAAAUCUUCAAGGUGGGGAAGACUCUCUUUCACAGGAUCACACUCAAAAGGAUGUAGAGAGUGUGUACAACAUAUCGCAAGCCCCGUCAAGAGUUCCAUUUCAGUGUACCAGGCAGAACUCAAGGAGCUGGUCAGCUAAGAGCUGGUCAGCUAAGAGUGGUCCUCCAAACAUGGACUAUGAUUCAAAGAAUAAAGUUUUCUGUACAACCGAGUUGGAUAUAAAAGAGACAGUGGACAAUAAAGCAGAAGCAAGAAUGACCAUGGAUGCAAAUCCUCAAAACAGAAAUUUGCAAGCUGGUCCUCAGGUGCGACACUCAUCUAUGAGUUCCAAACCAACAACAAGCAGUCUUCUUCUGUCAUUAAGAAGAUUAAACAGUCAAAAAGGGAAAUCUAAUCCUAGCCCGGCUCCUUCUGAAGUACCUCUGAAGAGUGAUCAAAAUGCAAAACUUUUCUCAACACAUCUCUCGCAUUCAUUUGCCAAACCUGGGCAAGAACUGUUUAUGUCUCUUCCCUCUUUGUCCAUUUCUUCAAGACCACCUGAAAGUCACCCAGUUGGUUCCUCAUUGCUGUCUAAUCACCACGCAAGAGGCAAAACAAGCUUUCUUUCAACUGUACCCAUAAAUAAAGUCACAAAUGACACACCCUUUGCCAAACCACCGCCAACAAUGAACAGAACACAGCCAAGUGAUUCAUUGCUCAGUAGACGGGCAUCAGAAAGGGCCCACAAUUGGAGGGGUUCAGGCAGAAACCUAAAUCUUUUGUCAGACAGCCCAGUGUCUGCACCAAGACUUCCCCACUUUGACUCAAACACACCAUUGGCCUCAUCUUCCAGGUGGAAAAAAACUGGCCAGCAAGGGAGUUCCACUCCAGUUCUCACAGACACAUCCAGUAUCCAAAACAUGCCUAACACACCCUUAAUUCCUAUUUGUAACAACAAUUGUGAUCCAGCAGCUUCUAUCCUAACGAAUAGUCUUAACCGUCAAAUCUCUCAUAAUAGUAGCAACAGUCCAGCAGAGUCAGUUUGCAAUGGCAACCUUUUGAGGAAGCCACCAAGAGGAGUAACUCAAAGUGGUAAAGAGAAAUAUUCUGAUGACACAAUUGACAAAGUAAAGCUCGCCAAACUACUGCUUGAGUCCAGAUUAAAGAAAAUGCAACCACAGAAGUCUCCAUGUUUUCCUGACGGACCAACUUCUCUCCCAAGUAAUGGCUCAUUAAAUGAACAUAGGAGUGAAUUGUCAUCCAGGCCCUCGGAGAACCAAAAUAACCAAUGCUCUCUCAGGGUUAAUGCCACACAUCGUUCUCCCCAACACCAGAACUCUCCAUUGCUUGAUACCACCAGCACUUUCAAGAGUCAGGUAGACACCUCUGAAAGUGGCCGUGGUCCCCAAAAUGAUCACCAAAACCACCAAUACGCUUGUCCUUCAGUCCAAAGCACCAUAAAGACAACAUCAUUCCAUGGUUCGACAUCCCAACCAUCUACCACAACACCAUUUUUUGGUUUUGUAAGGAGUUAUUCCCCCAACCCUAAGGCUUUCCGACCAAAAUCCAUGCCCUGUCUUAUUCCUGCAGAAAAUAAUUGUAGUCCAGAAUCUAUCGCACCUUCAAAUGCCAACCCAACCUGUCAAAGAGCACCCCUUCCUACUCCUAAACCCUUUGCUACCCCAAGCUGUCCAAGCAUGAUUGACACUGAUCCAAAAAGCCUCAAAGUGGGAGGCAUUUUAACCACCCACACAGAAAGGGAGAGAAAAUAUGUCAGCCUCCCAGGACAUGGAAAGAGAGUGAAGCAUGUCAUGUGGGAGGACUGUGAGAAUUCUGAGCCCUCUGACAGUCCAGCUCCUUCUCCGUUACCUCGCUCAAUGUCUCAGCGACCCAUUAGAUCACCGUCUAUCUUCUCCUUUUUAAGAUCGAGUAGUCAAAACACAAAAAACACCCCUCUUUGCACUACAUCAUCCAAGUCUUCCAACCCACAGGUAGGGAAAGAGGGAAAGUAUCACUCUUCAUCAUCUGACUCUACUGAUCAAGUAUCGAAAGAGGAGGGCCAUUCCAACCAAUCCAAGCAACGCCUUGAUCCUGCAGUGAUUGUUAGUCGAGACAGACUUGUCCCAGUUUCGCAAAGACUGCAGAGUUCGGUAUCAUUGCAGGCUGUUUCAGUCCUGUCAACUGGUCCUUCCCCACCUCCUGACUUGUCAAGUGGGUACAAGAUUCGUUACAGCCCCCCACCUUACUCUACUCUCAUUUCUAACCGUGGUGAAACUAAGAAAACGACUCCCAGGUCCCCACUGUUCCAAAACUUUGAUUCAAAUUAUAGACCAAAUCAUGAGUUACAUUCUCAUCCAGUCGCAGAUGCAGCUUUACCCAUGUCCAAACCAAUACCACCACCUAGGAAACUAUCUAAAUGUUCUCCUCUUCAGAAUGAAAUUUCAUCACAUGAGAUUUCCUUCAGUAGUGUUUCACUGACAGAUGAUACCAACAACAAUUGCAAGAAUAUCAGCCGUAAUCAGCAGAAUUGCCCCGAGUACAGAUUUAGAGUCAUCCCUCAGUCGCUGCAUGAUGAAAAGUAUCAAAGCACCAACAUUGAUUCAUCUUGUCUUGGUUCAGAGAACACAAGAGUAGAGCCUUUGCAAUGUUUAUCUAAGAUGGCAAGUGAACAGUCUCACGAAACUGAGAGUCAUUCAAAUCACAGCUCAAGUGGCAGCAGCUCAACAGACAGCCGGUCUGUUAAUGAUGAAGUUUGUAACAAACGAGUGAAGGAGAGCCUAAUGGGUAAAUUCAAACUGUUUUCGUCAGAGAGCAACAAUAAGCAGAGCCCGAAGAGGCGUCGUUUUGUCAAGAAGAGUAUCAGCACACCAAACUCCAGGUCACUUAUGUCCGAAUCAGAAAAAGCCAACAAGACUAAUAGGAAAAUGGACCAGGUUUUAAACAAACUGAAACAAACUUUCAGCACAAGACGCUCUGAAGAUGAUCCCUCAUUUCCGUGGAAAUGGAGGCGAGCUUCGGAAACGCUCUCAUUCAGUGAACCGAGUGGUACCAGUGAUGCCACUAUUGAGAGUAACAUAACUUUAGAGCAAGAUCAGAAAAAGAUCAUGAUGAAGGACAACAAAAGGACAAAAGAUGGUGAAGAGCAUGAACAGAACAGACACACCAUCAUACCAACCUUAUCUGUGCAAAACUCCAUGACAGAAGAUAAAUUCUUCAUUUGGCCCAACCAGUCAAGUCCUAAAGCUAACCAAGACAAACUACAAUGUAUGUCACACCAGUUUGAUGUUCAACCAACAAACCAGUACCUUCCGUGUCCAGAUAGGAGUCCAAGUCCGAGUCAUACUACAAAGUUUCGUAAGUCUACAUCAAGUCCCAAAAGUCCUUUCUCCCCAUUAUCCUCCCUUUCCCCGCUCUUGCCAUAUUCCUCACCCGAUGUAGUAGACGAUAGUGUGUUCUACAGUCCAAAACUGCAGAACCGGAUGGAGUCCUUAUCACCAGGUGAACCCAGGGAGGGAAUUAGCCUGGCGAGUUCAAGGAAAAGCCAAGUGUCCACAGGUCGACCAAGUGGAGGUCCAAUGCAGAGCAAAGAACAACUCACAUCUUGCUACGCUGACUUAAAGUACGGCAUUGAGCCUGGGAGGUCCUUCUCUGUGAGCUCAGUUCUCUCCAGUAGGUCAUCAAGGCCCGGACGAAUCUCCACCGGGCCCAGGUUCAUGAGUGUAGGUGACCUUUCUGAACCCGAAUCAACUUAUGGAGGAGCUGAUGAGGAUUUGAAUUCAUGGCUUUCUAUUAAAAGCAAUCGAAGACCAAAAUCCAAUUACCUAAUGCAGUACUAUUUCCUCAGUGAAGCGGGUAAAGACCGAUCAAGAUCUCUCCCUCGAUCGCUGACCAGCCGUCUGGCUCAGUGGAGUUCAGGGGUUCCCGUUUGUCCCCCUGCUGCCUCCACAGCCUCAAAGUCUCCCCAUCUUUGGGGAGACAUGAACACGAGUCACUUUGACUGGGAUUUAGUGAGUCCCCCAACUCCUCCCCUAACACCUCCUUUGUCCCCACAUACCAGACGCAUGUCUAAACCCCCCAGUGUUUCCUCUCCAAAUUUUCCAAGCCCACCUUUAGAACCACUGGACAACCUGUCCCCCAGGGGGCAUUUGCCCUCCCGGGGUUAUAUCUCCAGCCUUAGCAGCACCUUUGAAGAGUCCUCGGACAGCAACUCAGACACAACGACAGAUGACGAAUAUUACUUAGAAGAAAGCGAAGACGGAGAAAAAGAGACAGAAUUUUAAGGGCGGAAUAGUUUCAAUUCUCUAAAAUCUCCUUUGAUGCGGGACUUUAUACUGUAAGAAAUAGGGGAGAGACUUGCAACAAGAAAGUAAGAUGUCGGACAUAGCAAGUGACUUGCCUGUAUACAGAUGUGUCAUGUUGGCGAUUUGUGGACAAGCUUCGAUUUAAAAGGAUGUAUGUACUGUAUAUAUGCACAAUAUGCUCUACACAUGUAUAAUGUACAAAAGGCUCAGCACUCCUAUUUUGGACAGCUGUAUGGCUCCAGUGCGGGAUUUACAUCCGUGGAGUUGUUUUAAGCCUCAGGUUUGAUGCAAUGCAUUAGCUGUAUUCCACUGGGAUUUUUUGUGCACAGAUCAUGGUUUUAUUUUGGAACAUAUCAUACCAGAAAAGGUCUUAUAUUUGGAGUCUAAAGAUUUGCGCAGACAAAACUAAUAACAUAAAUAAAUAACAUAAAACCACUUGUCCAGACACUGGCUCUCAAUAGGAUAUUCAGGGUCGUCUUAUAUAUAAGAAUCAGCACCUCCAAGUCCGAGUCCAUGGUUCUCGCCCGGAAAAGGGUGGAAUGCCAUCUUCGGGUUGGGGAGGAGACCCUGCCCCAAGUGGAGGAGUUCAAGUACCUCGGAGUCUUGUUCACGAGUGAGGGAAGAGUGGAUCGUGAGAUCGACAGGCGGAUCGGUGCGGCAUCUUCAGUAAUGCGGACGCUGUAUCGAUCCGUUGUGGUGAAGAAGGAGCUGAGCCGGAAGGCAAAGCUCUCAAUUUACCGGUCGAUCUACGUUCCCAUCCUCACCUAUGGUCAUGAGCUUUGGGUUAUGACCGAAAGGACAAGAUCACGGGUACAAGCGGCCGAAAUGAGUUUCCUCCGCCGGGUGGCAGGGCUCUCCCUUAGAGAUAGGGUGAGAAGCUCUGUCAUCCGGGGGGAGCUCAAAGUAAAGCCGCUGCUCCUCCACAUCGAGAGGAGCCAGAUGAGGUGGUUCGGGCAUCUGGUCAGGAUGCCACCCGAUCGCCUCCCUCGGGAGGUGUUUAGGGCACGUCCGACCGGUAGGAGGCCACGGGGAAGACCCAGGACACGCUGGGAAGACUAUGUCUCCCGGCUGGCCUGGGAACGCCUCGGGAUCCCCCGGGAGGAGCUGGACGAAGUGGCUGGGGAGAGGGAAGUCUGGGCUUCCCUGCUUAGGCUGCUGCCCCCGCGACCCGACCUCGGAUAAGCGGAAGAAGAUGGAUGGAUGGAUGGAUGGAUGGAUGGUCUUAUAUUUGGGUCCAUACUUGUAAAAAUGAGCCAAAUGGUCUGUUUUGUUGAUGUUUAUUUGCCAAAUGGUUACAAGGUGGAUGUAAUUCACCAACUACCCCACUAGGUUCGUUCUAUGAUGUUUUUUUUUUUUUCUGCUGCUAAGCAAUAACUCCAUUGGUGAAGGAGAAUCCAUGUUUUUUUUCAAAAUGAUUGUUUUGUAAUUUCAUUUGUGCUGAGAUGUUAGUUUUCUUAACCACUUUUUUGGUAAAACGGUGGCGACUUGUCCAGGAUGUACCCCACCUUUUGUCCGAGUAAAUUUGGGAUAGGCUCCAGCAACCCCAAGAGGUAAACAUGGAUGGAUGAGUUUGGGGAAUGUGGUAAAUUAACAUUUGUUAUCAAACAUAAAGUGCUUGAUAUUAUUUGUCUUAAUAUUUGCACAGUGAGAGUUGAAAGUCUUAAUAUAUCAGUGUUGUGAAUAAAUGUAAUGUUUGAAACCUUA